Messenger RNA from Chara braunii, 2991 nucleotides. Lineage: Eukaryota; Viridiplantae; Streptophyta; Charophyceae; Charales; Characeae. The record is from the annotation of a GenBank genome assembly.
CGGGCAUCCGCCAAGCCCCCGCAUCUGCGUUGCCGUUUGGUCCGACGGGCAGCGCCGCCGUCUGGUCUUUUUCAAGGGGCAGAGCGCCGCCUUCCAGUUUCCUUUGAUGGGCAACCUGUGUCGAGAGUCAGCUGGGGUUGCAGCUGAUCGAGCUGGCGUGUCAUCAUCGCAGCAGCGUGGCCGAAUGAACGACUGUCAAUCUCUCCAGCCGAAAAAGAACCCGUUGCUCUUCGCGUAGAUUUUGUUGGACGUGAUUGGAUCGAAAGCUUGAUUAUCUGGCGGAGUGAUGCCGGAGUCAUAAUGCUUGGAGCGCCAAACUUCAUAACUUCAUAAAAAAAGGACCCUUGGAAUAGAUUCGAGGUCCUUGGGGUCGUUCGCUUGGGGUCGUUCGUUGGUGGUUGUAGAGAAGACGCGAGCUUUCUAAAGGUGACAUAUUCGUUUCAUUUUUAUUUUUUUUAUUUUUUUGACGACCAACUUUUUGGGGGAUUUUGCGAAAAGAGGGGGAUUUUGCGAAAAGAGGAAAGAGGAUGGCACCACCUUUAGGAGGCGGGAUGCAGCUUCGAGAAGCCAUGUCAGCAUUCGAUCCAAGGGGCGAGCUUCUCGCGAUGUUGUCAGGCGCUGGACGUGUCAAGACUUGGGAUGUAUCGACAGGUCAACUCCAUGCGGAAUUCGUUUACCAGGUUGGCGGUGGUGAUGGGUCUUUAUUAGAGUCAAACGGGGCUCUGGCAAUGGAUUACACGGUGCUAGCUUGGGGCGAGAUCUCUGUCGAUACUGCAAAGAGCAAGAAGAAGAAAGAGGGGAAGAUCGGUCACAAGCAGCGGCUGCUGGCGGUGGGCACUAGCAGUGGACAUGUGUUAGCGUGGGACUCGGCUUUGGGAGAGCUGAAAUGGCGAACAAAUGAUUGCAAUGCUGGAGGUGUUACGUCUCUCGCGUUUUCCCCAACUGGAGGAGUUCUAUAUGCAGGCGGAGCUGAUGGCCAAGUCUGUGAGCUGGAUUGCACGAGCGGAAGGAUUCUGGAAAGGUUCCGUGGAAGCAAACAUGCAAUUUCAUCUGUAGCGGUUUCGCCAGAUGGAGGGCAGCUACUUGCCGCAAGCUCCGAGAUAAAGCUCUUCGAUUUGGCAAGCAAGAAAAGUCAGCGAAAGUUUGCAGGCCAUCCGACCUCCGUAAAGGCGCUUAUCUUUGCCGCGAAGGGCUCGUAUGCAGUUUCAUCGUCCCUUGGUGAUCGGCACAUUGCAGUGUGGAAUUGUGUGGCUUCGAAGACAGAAGAUACUUCAGGUGUUGUGGCUGCGUUGGGGAUGGAAGAUCCUGGAGUUGCUGUUGAUUGGGGAGGAGAGGGGGAGGAGAGUGAUGCUUUGAAGUUGCUUGCUGUCUCCGAGAACGGGGAAGUGUAUGUAUGGCAAGCUGACUCAGCAUCUAAGCUGGCAAAGAGUAAACCCAUCAGGAUCAGGGUGUCCAACCCUUCCCAAGGUAAAGGGGGCAAGAAAACAGGAGAUAUCAUCCUGGCGGCUAGAUUCGUCAGAGGUGCAGAUGGACAUCAGAGCAGUGCUGUGUUGGUUGCCAAGGGUAGUGUUGCAAAGCCCGAGUUUGAGCGAGUUGAGUUGAGUGACAAGGAUGGCGAGGUGCUCCUGAAAGCGGCGGAAGAUGGUCUGUUGUUGAAAACACCGCGGGCCAAGACCAGUGAGCCAGGACCCAAGGAGAAAGGGAUGAUCACGGUAUUGGGGCCGGAAACUGCGGGUGAGGUGGUAAUGCAGCAGCCACAGUUGGCAGUAGAAGACUUGAAAGCUCGCAAGCAAGCGAAGGAGAAGAAGAGACGGAGGGCAAGUGGAGGGGAUGUCGAGAUGACAGCUGGCCAAGCAAAAGUUGAGGAUGAUGACACCGUUCAGCCGGAAGCUGGAGAUGUAAUGAAUGUAGAUAAUGGGGAGCAGACACUUGAGGAAAUGCUUGCCUCGAUGGGUUUGGACGUAAGUGGACAAGUACGCGACACCCAGAAGGGGCAGCUUGCAGAGAAUAUUAAGGCAGAGUCUCUCCAGGUGCUGAUAUCGCAAGCGCUUCAUUCAGAAGAUAAUGAACUCAUAGAGCGAGGUCUUAAUGUAAUUAACGAUAAGGUUGUGACAUCCACAGUUCGGAGACUAACAUCGAUUGAGGCAGGGAAGCUGUUGUCACUGCUUGUUGCAAAGCUGCAUGCAAAACCGAACAGAGACAACUUGGUGAUGUGGAUUCGAUCAAUCCUAUUGUACCAUGCGGCUCAUCUCAUGUCGGCGCCAAAUGUCCAAGUUGCCCUUUCCUCACUGCAGCAGCUCAUCGGUGCGCGGCUGAGUGUGUUUCAGCCAAUGCUUGCUCUCCUCGGGCGCCUAGACCUUGUUCUUUCACAGAUCGGGCAAUUGGGAGGUGCGGUCGAACAAGCGGAUGGACCAGAUACGCCCGCGAUUGUGUAUGAGGAGGAGGAGACGGAUGACGAAGAGGAGGAUGUGGAAGAUGCAAUGGUAGAUGAAAGUGAAGGGUUUAGCGAUGAGGACGAGGAGUGGGAUAGCCAGGACGACACACCAGCGAAAGGGAAAGAGGACAAUCAUGCGGCAGAUGACAUUUACGGAGAGAGUGACGAGGAUUUGGAAUCGUUGUCGUCAUAAUUUUUCUGUCAAACCCAAAAUUCUUUUUAUAUCCUCUUGUCUCCUUUCCUCUUGAGGCAAUAUUCUCCAAGCACUCACUCGAUCCGUUGCUCCGCGAUUUUGUCCUCCGUUCUUCCCCAAGCUUUGCCCUCUUUUCUCCUCCCCUUCUUCCGUCCCCACCAUCCCUUCACAAUCUCCUGUAGCCGCCUCUUUUUUUUGUCUUCCCCCCCCUCAACCUUAAAUGGGCCUACUCCUUUGUUUGACGCUUCCGUCAUCCUGUUUUGCAAUGUGGAUGCAGAUUCCUUUUUAGGAUUCUGAGUGUUGGGGAAUCUGUAUCCACACAUGGCAAUGCGCAGGCAUGUUCGAGCUCGGACCUAACACGUCC